UAAAAAAUGGAUCUGCUACGGAAAGAUCUGAGAGUGAGUUAAAUUUUGUGAAGUCUAUUAAGUUAAAGAGAAUAAAAUUGGAAAGGAGUAGAAAACUUUUAUAUUUAUUUAAUGGUUAAAAUUCAUGAAAGCUAUGAUAAGGUGAACAGAGUGUGUGGCACUCUAGUCCCGAUCAUUCAACUACUCCCCAUUCAGAGAGAUGGACAAGUUUCCGGCGUUUCUUCUUCUUCCAUUUCUUUGCUUUUUCCACUCUUUAUUUCUUUCCGACGCCGAUGUUACCGGAAAUUCGUCCGAUCCCGGCCUAACUCUCUCCGCCGACUCUCUCUGCGCCCAGCUUAUCGAGCCCAAUGGUUAUUUCUGCACUGAACACACUGUUCAAACUAAGGAUGGCUAUUUAUUAGCUCUCCAACGCGUCUCAUCUCGUUCUGGGGAUCUUAAAGUUCAGCAAGGUCAUCCUGUUCUGCUUCAGCAUGGAUUAUUCAUGGCAGGUGAUGCAUGGUUUUUGGAUUCCACUGAACAGUCGUUGGGCUUCAUCCUUGCAGACCAGGGUUUUGAUGUGUGGGUUGGAAAUGUUCGUGGAACACGUUGGAGCCAUGGACACAUAUCUUUAUUAGAUACAGACAAGGAAUUUUGGGAGUGGAGUUGGCAGGAAUUAGCUUUGUAUGAUCUUGCAGAAAUGUUGCACUACAUACACGCAAUUACCAGCUCCAAAAUCUUUAUUGUUGGACAUUCACAGGGCACAAUAAUGUCUUUGGCUGCUCUCACUCAGCCAGACAUAGUGGAAAUGGUUGAAGCUGCUGCUCUUUUGUCUCCAAUAUCUUAUUUGGAACAUGUCAGCGCUCCACUUGUACUUAGAAUGGUUGCAAUGCAUCUGGAUCAGAUGGUUCUUGCUUUGGGGUUACAUCAAUUGAAUUUCAGAAGUGAUGUGUUGGUUAACCUUGUGGAUUCUUUAUGUGAUGACCACGUGGAUUGUACUGAUUUUCUAAGUUCUAUAACAGGGCAAAAUUGCUGCUUUAAUAAAACUCGGAUGAAUUUCUAUCUGGAAUAUGAGCCACACCCAUCAUCGGUGAAGAAUUUACGCCAUCUUUUCCAGAUGAUCCGUCAGGGUACAUUUUCCCAGUAUGAUUAUGGAGUCCUGAAAAACUUACUGAUAUAUGGACAGUUUAAACCGCCAGCAUUUGAUCUUAACAACAUACCAAAGUCAUUGCCAAUAUGGAUGAGUUAUGGAGGGAAUGAUGCCUUAGCAGAUGCAACGGAUGUGCAGCGCACUCUUGAGGAAUUAUCGUCAAAACCAGAGUUGCUUUAUCUCGAUAAUUAUGGUCACAUAGACUUCCUUUUGAGCGUAAAAGCAAAUAGAGACAUAUAUGACCAUAUGAUCGGGUUUUUCAGGUCGUUGGAAAAGUCAAGCAGUUAUUAAAGACUCUGACUGCUUUCUAUGUUCUGUCAUAUAACGUAUAGGCUAUAGUAUUCAAAUGUACUUAACUAAUUGCUUGUGUGCAUGUAUAUUGUAAAGUUCACCCCUAUUUCCUCUCAUAUUACUUCAUGAUCAAUAAGAUCUAAGAAAGAUGGUUUAUUAUGAGCCUUGAAAUAUUGGUGAAAGGACCAGCUAGAAAUUGGGCCCGGGGUGGGGGGGGGGGUGGCGGAUUGCUUCUUAUCUUUUAAUUGUAGUAUAUUGUGCAGACACUGGUAAUUUAACCCAUUUCCUUGGAAUGGAUGUUGAGGCAAGUCGUUUUGACAGGGGUGGCAAGCUUGGUUGAAGAUACCAUCAUUGUUGGAGCGAGCCUGCAGAGCGAAGAAACCUUGGCAGAAGUUAUGACAGAAGAUCGAAGUUAUAAUCUAACUGCGGAUCUCAGAAGUGUUUUCUUUGUUAAGGACAGUUUGUUACAUUAGAAGAGCAUGGAGCGAGGGGCAACCUCGGAACGGCCGAAGUUCAUGUGCUUCAUUCAUCUCCAAGGUUGGCAUAAUAGAUUUUUUUUUCCCCCUAUGUAUGCCUUCAAUGGAAUGUGGGUUCCAUUCAGUCCCAUAUUUAUAUUGUUAUUUUGAUAUGUAAAGAGAAACUGAUUUCAUUUGUUUCUACUUAUUUUUAUUAGAUUUGAAUUAUAGCAUAAUAUUGAUUGCAUCAAA
Messenger RNA from Gossypium arboreum, 2124 nucleotides. RefSeq names its product triacylglycerol lipase 1. Gene Ontology annotation, molecular function: hydrolase activity, acting on ester bonds. Lineage: Eukaryota; Viridiplantae; Streptophyta; Magnoliopsida; Malvales; Malvaceae. The transcript has 9 exons. The record is from RefSeq and is a predicted model, not a curated record. Gene Ontology annotation, biological process: lipid metabolic process. The coding region runs from base 200 to 1417 and encodes 405 amino acids.